Anopheles moucheti is the source of this 1914-nucleotide messenger RNA. RefSeq names its product zinc finger CCCH domain-containing protein 11A-like. The coding region runs from base 455 to 880 and encodes 141 amino acids. Gene Ontology annotation, molecular function: metal ion binding. The transcript is spliced from 2 exons. The record is from RefSeq and is a predicted model, not a curated record. NCBI's taxonomy places the organism in Eukaryota, Metazoa, Arthropoda, Insecta, Diptera, Culicidae.
GCUUCGCAAGGUUUCCUUUAGCUCGCAGAACUAUUCUCCAACAGAGCAACUUUUCGGUGAAGUUGGUACUUGGGAAUUCAUGGUAUCCAAAUGACUGCAAUAUCGUGCAGCAAACGAACGUGUACCACACUUCCCCGAACAGGGAACUAAGAAACGUGCAUCUUGCUUGGAGCUUGUGCAGUGGUUCAGCUGGUGUUGGUGAAGAAGGUGGGAAAAAAAGAAAGUGACCGUGUGAGGUUUGGUUACUCCGAGCUCCGAUCGAAGUGCGACCUGCGUUGCGUGGCCAUCCAGUAGGGCACUUGCUUGAGGCGAACCGUACCGAUAAAAAACCAUCAAGACGCCGAUCGUAACCGAAAAACUGCCCCGCAGACGAGGUCAAGCUUUGGGCUCAAAAAUUGCUCUUCGGUCGAAAAGGCAGCAGCCCCCUCGUCGGAAGUUGGUCCAUCCGCCAUUUAUGGACCUUCCGAGGAAUCUGCACGAUUGCUACUUUUUCUACUACUCGACAUGUAAAAAGGGUACGAACUGCGAGUAUCGCCACGAGCCGGCGGCACUCGGGCACGAGAAAACCUGCAAGCUGUGGGCGGAGGGCAAGUGUUACAAUCGCACCUGUACCAUGCGCCACAUGAAGAUCGAGAAGCCGCGCUCGGCCACGCCGUGCUUCUGGGAGGAUCAGCCGGGCGGCUGCCGUAAGCCGCACUGCGUGUUUCAGCACAAGAUGCCGAAGCCCGCGCAGCCUACGACGAGCAAUGUGGGCGUUCCGGUGCAACCGGCCGCUGCUGCCGCCGCCGCAAACGCUGCCGCUGCCCAUCUCAUGCACUCGACUUCGGCCGCCGUCGUACUGGACUACAACUAUGCCACCUUGCUGCCGAGAAUCAUCUAAAACACCUGCUUGGAUUGGUAUCGAGGAACGGCAUGGCGAGAAAGUUCUAAUGGCGACCAAACAUAUGCGGGAAGCUGUAUAGCAUCUGUAGUGUGUCUUUCUACGCUGAAGGUGUGCGUGCGCGCCGAUUUGCCCAGAUCCUGAUAGACAACAAGUGACACAGGAUUAACGUUUCCUCCACACACCACACUAUCCCUUUCUCUUCUGCGACGCUUUACAUGGCGUAUUUAUUAUACAAAAUAUCCUUAAAUGGGUUGGGAAAUAAUCAGCUAUUAGUUUGUAUUUAUUAUAUUUAUUAUUUUUUCUUGCUUACCAUACGAUUGUUAAUAUCUCGAUCAGCAUCAAAUUUACAGUUGAAUAAUGCACCACCUAGUGUGGUAUGCGGUUUCGAAUUUGCAACAAAAAGAAAAAAAAAUAGCUGAAUCUGUAGUAGUUAUGAACUGAAAAGGAGCGCGAUUUAAGUAGAUGGAAUGUUUAAGAGCAUUUGCAGGGAAAGGGUAGUAGGAAACUAUAUUUACCGUUCAAUGUGCUUGCGAUUCAGGCAAAAGAGAAUUAUUAUUUUGGAACUUUUUUGGGAACUUACAAUUUAUCAAAAAUAUUAUGUUAUUGAAUUUGAUUUAUGUUUUGCGUACAGUUAAAAAGCUGCAGAAGAAACGUAACACAGCGAUCAUCAACCAAUUUCUCACACACUAAUGUUCGCGACCAACCCAAUUCGCCCCACUAUCCAGCUUAGAAUCAGGUUAUUACAUUGUUGUUUUUUGGGUUAUUGUUGAAGCUUCAUUUGUAAACUUUCAUAAUAUGUAAAACAAAACAAAAUCACACAGAAUAGAUCCAUAGUCUUUGCAAUAGAUAGUGUACAACCGCUGGUUUUCCGAUACAUGCAAGUUUCGUUGGUUUUUCGUGAAGGUUUGUGAUUGAAAGUUCCUUAUGCGAAACAAAAACAACAUUAAUGCUGAAAAAAAAACAAUAAAAAUAGAAUCAAUGCAAGUUAGUAUAUCAAUUAAAAGGAAAAUAGCAAAACAAAAAAAGACACA